This is a messenger RNA of Dracunculus medinensis (Guinea worm), 324 nucleotides long. The record is from the annotation of a GenBank genome assembly. NCBI's taxonomy places the organism in Eukaryota, Metazoa, Nematoda, Chromadorea, Rhabditida, Dracunculidae.
CAUUAUAUUUUAUUUCAGAAAUUUGUAAUAUCGGUCGUUUUCUUAUACUUGAUCGUCUCGCUAUUUUGCAUCAUCCUGCACUAUCCAGUAUCAUUGAUCUCGUUAGUCGUCCCGAUUUUUGUAACUGUUCAUGCUAUACUAUCAUUAAAAAGCUGUGAUAGGCGAAAUCUGUGGCCGUGCGCCUUUUCUGGAUUUGUUGGUCUUCUAGUUAAAUUCGCUGCAAUAAUCGUGUUUUUUAAUAUUUUUCCUGUCGAUGCAAAACCGACAGGUUCAAAAGUGAUGUUAUGGAAACUAAGAGAUGGUAUGGCAAAUUUCGUUUUAUAA